This is a messenger RNA of Diutina rugosa, 912 nucleotides long. Its product is annotated as mitochondrial 37S ribosomal protein PET123. Lineage: Eukaryota; Fungi; Ascomycota; Pichiomycetes; Serinales; Debaryomycetaceae. The record is from RefSeq and is a predicted model, not a curated record. Bases 1 to 912 code for a protein of 303 amino acids. The transcript has a single exon.
AUGGUGAGCAAACGGACUAUCCCUUUUGGCGGCAAGUCGGGGAUCUUGCCCAAACAACGGCCGGUGUUCAAACGGUUCCCCAUUCGUCCUCCCACUGAAGCCGAGAUCGCUGAGGAAGCGAAGCACGAGCAAGGUUAUAAGGGCGUGCCUGUUCCCAAACGUCGAGGGUUUAAGUUCGAGGAACUGCCGCUGCUGAAGCCAGUUCUUACCGUCGAAGAACGUAUCAAACGGUUUAUUGACGACCGGGCUCCCACCAACGUGGACGAAUCCAAGCUUUCCCAGGACGAGCUUUGGGCUUUGAAGCGAGAUGAGAUCCGCCGUCAACACUUGAAAGAUGCUUACGUCAAAGAGGCCGAACGGUUGCAGAAGCUAGAUCUGCGCAAAGAAAGAUUGGCCAAGGAAAAAGCAGCGAAGGCUCAAGAAAACCAACAUGUUGAAGACUCGCUGCUGGUGAACGUCAAUUUGCCGACCAUUUCUCAAUACCUCAAAGGCCCCCUCAUGAGACAACGUACUCCUGAGGAAAAGGAAAUUUUACAACUGCAACGUACCUUAAACCGCAAUGUUGAUGAGCUUGCCGUCAAGGAAGCCAAGGCUACGUCCUUGUUGGAUUUGUACCAUGCUGCUGGUAACUUCAUUACUACUGAGGAAGAAUUGGCCAAGGCCAUUGAGGAAAAGUUCUUCGUCGAAAUUGACCACGAGAACCGGGUUUCCAACAUCAAGACCGCCUUAAAGAAAGCUAAGUCCACCGGUAAGGGAUCCAUGGAUGUCAACCACCAGUUGGUUACGGACGCUGCCAUGGGUACCAUUAAUGGUCAACCCGGGCUUGAUGAAAUUAAGCUUGCUUUGAGUGGUGAAGGUGAACAGUUGAAGCGGACUGCUCAACUCAAGAACAACGAGACGAAGGCCCUUUAA